Molecule: messenger RNA, 1135 nt
Organism: Cornus florida
Lineage: Eukaryota; Viridiplantae; Streptophyta; Magnoliopsida; Cornales; Cornaceae
Exons: 3
Coding region: 75-848 (257 amino acids)
Biological process (GO): translation
Cellular component (GO): ribosome; cytosolic large ribosomal subunit
Molecular function (GO): 5S rRNA binding; structural constituent of ribosome
Source: RefSeq, a predicted model, not a curated record
AAGCCCUAGAGUCCACAGUCCACACUCUAUAGUCAGCUCAUAUUGGCAAAGCAACAUUUCGCAUACACAGAGAGAUGUCGAAAUGGUGGCGCGCCACCGCCGGCGGCCUGAGGAGAGCGGCGGAGUCGACAAGGUCGUACCACACGAUACAAGCUAUCCCCAGAGAGAUCACCGGCAACAGAGUGUCCGCCAGGGACAGAGCCCAGGGCCGAAUCCCCGCCAUCGUGUCCUCUGAAAAACUCGUCCAAAUAAACCCUAGCGGCUGCGGCUUACGCACCACCGUCAAGGAGGUCUCCAGAAAGCAUUUCCUCACCACUGAGAAGAAACAGAUUAAGGCCAUCCUCAAGUCUGUUGAGCCGCCGUUCUUCUUCUCCACCACCUUCCCCCUCCAGAUCCGCGCAGGUUCAGGUUCCUCCAUCCUCCUCGAAUCCGGAAAGGUCCUCCCAGUCAAGAUUCACAGGGAUAAAGAAACAGGAAACAUUUUGAAUUUGGUUUUUUUGUGGGCCGAUGACGGAACGGAGUUGAAGGUUGAUGUGCCCCUUGUUUUCAAAGGGGAAGACGAUUGUCCAGGUUUCAAGAAUGGAGGGCAUCUGAACAAGAUAAGAACUAGUUUGAAAUAUCUGUGCCCAGCAGAGCACAUCCCUCAAAAAAUUGAGGUGGACAUUAGCGAGUUACAAAUUGGAGAUAGAGUGUUUAUGCAUGACAUUGAGGUUCAUCCAUCAUUGAAGCUUCUUAGUCGAGACGAGAAGAGGCCCGUGUGUAGGAUUGUAGAACCGAAGUUGGAAAGUGUAGAACCGGAGUUGGAAAGUGUCGAACCGAAGUUGGAAAGUUCAGAAUCUGCGCAGUAGCACUGGAGUUUCACCAGCGCAUUCUACAAGUUGCUAUUCUUGAUUGCACUAGGUAGGAUGCCCAAGCAGAAAAGCUACGUGACACUACUCUUCAUAACGUGUUGAUCCAUGAUCAUUUUUGCGACAAAAUCAUUUUGCUGAUUUGUUCAUAAUGCGUUGAUCUAUGAUCAUUUUUGCGACUUUAUCAUUUUGCUGAUUUGAAGACGAGUUGAGUGGUGGGAAUUGAAACCAUUAAACUUGUAGCUAUUAGUGGAAGGCACAAAUAAGAUUGUUGUUUGUUUGCUUUA